Molecule: messenger RNA, 1068 nt
Organism: Sphaerulina musiva SO2202
Lineage: Eukaryota; Fungi; Ascomycota; Dothideomycetes; Mycosphaerellales; Mycosphaerellaceae
Exons: 5
Coding region: 1-1068 (355 amino acids)
Source: RefSeq, a predicted model, not a curated record
AUGAGUGAUUACGCUCUGCACAACUUUGCGUCUCAGCAGUAUCGCAGAGUGCUGGCUCCAGCGCUUUUCAUAGGAAUGCCAGACCGCAUUCGAUGUUCCGACAACCCUUGUAUGCAGGAGGAUUUCCAUAUUCGGGCAUUAAAGCAUCCCCAUCAGUCCCCAGGUUGCUGCAGAGAGGCUAAUCAGUACGGCACGCCACGCACCGAGCCCCCAUCCGUGCUCUUAGUAUCUUUGGAUUCCAGUGAGGCCAUGUCCGAGCAUGAGGCGGCCCGCCGACAGAUCUUGCGCUCGGCAUGGAGGCUCGACAGCGAGUUCUUCUUCAGGGAUGGCGUUGUGAUCCAAGAUCGGCCACCCGCACGGGAGAUCUAUCGUAUUGAGUCGCAUGGCGAGAGUGCAGAGAAGGGAUGGAAUAAGAAGGCCAAAGAGAAAGACCAAGCCAUCUUGUCGAGCGAAACGGCAACCGGCGUGCCGAGUACACCCCAAGCCGUGCUGUGUGAUCUGAUCGAACGAUACUUUCUGGCGACCCGCAUCUUCUGUGAUCUGAAUGGUCAUUAUUAUAUGGUACCUGGACUUACGUGGGUUCUGUCGGCUGGGCUUCGCUCUCCGGAAAACAGCUUACACCUCGAAUGCCGGCAGCCGAAGAGCAGGGCGUAUACUGACGGUUUAAAAGACGGCGAGGCGGUGUCAUUGCGAAUGGUCCCUGAGGAAGGUCUACGCAAAGCUGCUGCCGGGCAGUGCCAAACUCAUGGUCGAGAAGUCCUCGAUACAUUCCGCCGACGGCAAGACCGCAUGCACAUGCGCCAAGCAGCGCGCUUGAAUGGUAUAAAGUCGCCGACUUUGGUCCUUGAGAAGGUGUAUAUUCGCCCGAGUGAAGUUUCUACCCAUGGCCCGCUCGUCAGGCGGCACAGUCCCAUCGUGUCAGAGGCGGCUGCGGGUCGUGAAGGCACCAAGUUCAAGAGCCAAGACUGCGCCAUUGCCAAGCCAGCAAGGAAUCCAGGUUUCGACAAGAACUGCCACCACGACACCGCCACACCGCCAUACACAUUCUUCCCCAAUGGCGACGGUUGA